Messenger RNA from Scheffersomyces coipomensis, 2454 nucleotides. Its product is annotated as protein disulfide isomerase. The record is from RefSeq and is a predicted model, not a curated record. Gene Ontology annotation, cellular component: endoplasmic reticulum. Gene Ontology annotation, biological process: protein folding. Lineage: Eukaryota; Fungi; Ascomycota; Pichiomycetes; Serinales; Debaryomycetaceae. The transcript is spliced from 2 exons. Gene Ontology annotation, molecular function: protein disulfide isomerase activity. The coding region runs from base 1 to 2454 and encodes 817 amino acids.
AUGAAGAUAUCACUCGGGAAAGGAUCAUUAUUGUUGCCUCUACUCCUAAUACAAUUGGUAUUGGGUAGUCCAGCAGUGAUUCCUAAUCACGAUUCGACUGAUCUCACAAUUGAGGCAGAUGCAAAUAGCAAUGACGUAGUUGAUACUUCGAUAGUGGAAGGAGUAGCACCAAAUGAAGGGCAACCACCCAAGAAAGCAAAUAAUAAAGUGAGUGAUAAAGUGAUAGCUGCGGCCGAUGAAGCUACUGACAAAGAAGUUGACGUUGGGGAAGUACUUGAUACAGAUACUAUUGCUGUUCCUGAAGCAGAAAAGGAACCUAAAGAACCUACUCCACAAAAGGAAACUAAAGAGAAAGUGGAAGAAAAGCAACCAGCUAAACCAGCUAGUAAAUUGCCACCACCAUUAGGUGUCGAUAAUUUUGAUACAAUUACUAGUGAAAGACUUUCAUUUGUUGAAUUUUACUCUCCUUAUUGUCAUCAUUGUACUGCAUUAGCACCAAUUUGGGAAGAAGCAUACCUUCAAUUCAAAACUGAAGCAGUGAAAUUAAAUAUUCAAAUGGUCCAAGUGAAUUGUGUUGAAAGUGGAGAUUUAUGUGAAAGGGAGCAAAUUUCAUAUUAUCCAAAUUUACAAUUAUAUGCUCCAGAAAGAAAUUCAGAAACAGGAGAACUUCUACCUGGUAAGCUGAAAAAGGUAGGUAUGUUCCCAAGAUCUUUGGUUAGAACUAGUGAAAAUUUUCAAAAAUAUUUAAGAAAUUCAGCUGCUGAAUAUAAUGCUGGAACUAUUGAUAUACCAUCUUCAUCAGAAUUACUUGAUGCAGAUCAAAUGUUAAGUAUCUUAGCUGGAAAAAAGGAAGAAGCUUAUUUCGUUACAUUCUUCCCAUCUACUGAUGAACAAUGGAAGAAGACUGAAUCAACUGGUAAGAGUGCAUUUCAAAAGAGUUGUGAUGAUUGUUUAGAAUAUAAGCAAAUUUGGGAUCAAUUAUCAAAUCAAAUCCAAACUGUUUCUAAAACUGGUCAUUUCAAUUGUCAAACCAAUCCAUCAUUAUGUCAGCUGAUGAAUUUUAAUGAAUUAACACCUACCAAUACAAGAUCAACACCUAAAUUCGUUAUGUUUUUGCCUAAGACAACUGGAAAAAUUAGAUUUGAUUAUAAAGGCGAAGUUUCCAUAGACAAAAUGAAAGCUUGGGUUAAUAGAUUAUGGCAGAAUGCUCAAUUUGAAACCCUUACUGCUAGAGCAUUAGGUGAUGUAAUGGAAUACAGAAAAGAAUUACCUCAUGAACCAUUAGAUUCUUACUAUCCUUUGGAAAAUAAAAUAUCUGUGAUAUUUUACUUUGAUCCAGAUACCAAUUCCGACGAGGAUAGAGCUAUAUUACCAUACUUAUUGGAUUACGUUACUUAUUCACCUUUCAAUAUGUAUUUGUAUACAUCCAAACACAAGAAGCUUGAACAAGGUGUUUUAACACAAGCUGAGAAUUUGGUUAAAUUCAUCAAUGCUGAUCCAAAAUCAUCCUCUCAAUAUAAAUUUAAUAAAGCAAGUUAUUUAGCUACUACUUUAACUUCCAAACCAACUAUUUUAAUAUUUAAAGAUAAUACUUUAAUAACAGAUAUUUAUCAAAAUUUUGCACCUGAAGAUAUGAGAGAUACAAGAAAGAUUGAAAAGUUUAUUAAUGAUGCUAUGUAUCCGUUAUAUCAAGAAUUGACUGCUGAAUUGGUACCAUAUUAUUUCAAUCGUCCAAAUGAUGAACAUAAAGGUGAUAAAGUAGUGGUUACCUUCAUAGAUUCUACUGAUGCAUCAUCAACUAAUAAACAAUUAUACAACAUCUCAUUAAUUGCUCAUGAAUAUGCUUAUUUAAAGAAAGAAUAUUAUUUCAACCAAAUUUCGGCCAACAGAGAAGAAAAGCAAUCCAGAGUUGAAAAAUUAAAACAACAAAAUUCAGAUAGUAUUCCUAUUAUAAAAGAGUUACGUAGAGAGAUACCUCAUCUUUUUAAUAAUAAUCAAGUAUUAUUUACGUUUGUUGAUAAGAGUAAGAAAGAUCAAUUUUAUAGAAGUUCCAAGUGGAAUAUAGAUUCGAAUGAUUAUAAUAUUGGUGAUUGUAUAAUCUUAACUAAAGAUAAUAGAUACUUUUGGGAUGAAAAUCUUGAAGGAGAACAAUUAACCAAUGAUCCAACUGUUUUGAAACCAGUCUUAUUAUCAUUAUUAGAUCCAAAACUAGUUAAUGGAAACACACCUCAUAUAAUGUUGGUUGGUAGUCCAUAUGGUGAUAGUUUAAGAUUUAUGGAUCAUAUCCAUGAACGUGGAGUGUUGGGAUAUUUAUCCCUUUUUGUCAUUUUAUAUCUUGUUUUCUUCUUCGGUCGUCGUUUGUUUAAGAAGAGAAGAUUUAUUAAACAUAAAUCAAGUCCAUCAUCUUCUGGAGCUGGUAUCCUUGGUAAUAAUUACGUACCUAAAAAGGACUAA